GGCUGCAUUUCACUGAGAGGCGCGUUAAUAUCGAGCAUGAAAUCUCCAGCCAGGCAUCUACGCUGAUUCUCUCACUGCAAACUGAUGGCUUAAACUCCAGCAGCGAGCUCGUCCCCCCCGUCCCUCUCGCUGAGAUGACUCUGAACACCGAGAGGAGUGACAGCCACAGCACACUGCAGAGACGGGCCAGCUCUCCGGUACCGUCCGCUCACCGUCCCCAUCACCGGUGUGCCCAACAACUCCGCAGCCUCAACACCGAGACAGAACUGUUGGCGCACCCCGGCCAUUGGCAGAGACCCAGCUUCGGGCACUCGGUAUCGUACCAGUCGGCAGACGGGGAGGGUGGAAGCUGGUCAUCGGACUCUGCCGAAUCCAUUGCCUCCAGCGACUCCAGCUAUGGCAUCUUCCGGGUAUUACUGCUCGGAGAUUCUGGAGUGGGGAAGUCCAGUCUGAUCAAUAUCUUUGCAGGGUUCCAGGACACUCAGGGCGAGCACUCCGGAGAAGACACAUAUGAACGAACUUUAACUGUUGAUGGAGAAGAUACAACCUUGAUAGUAAUGGAUACCUGGGGAACUGAGGAUGACAAGCCAUGGGUUCAGGAUUACUGUAUGCAGGUGGGCAAUGCCUACAUCAUCGUCUACUCCAUCACUGACCGGUCCAGCUUUGAAAGUGCCUCAGAGCUUCGCAUCCAGCUUCGGAGAAUGCGGCAGGCUGAAAACAUCCCUAUCAUCUUAGUAGGCAACAAGAGUGACCUGGUUCGGUGUCGAGAGGUCUCAGUCGAGGAGGGCCGUGCGUGUGCUGUGGUCUUCGACUGCAAGUUCAUUGAGACUUCUGCUGCUCUGCACCACAAUGUGACGGAACUCUUUGAAGGCAUCGUGCGGCAGAUUAGGCUGAGGAAGGACAGCAAGGAGACCAACGAGAGGAGAAUGGCCAAUCACCAGAGGAGGGAGAGCAUCACCAAAAGAGCUCGCCGCUUUCUGGACAAGUUUGUGGCAAAAAACAACAAGAAGAUGGCUCUGAGGGCCAGGUCAAAAUCCUGUCACGACCUGUCGGUUUUGUAAAUAUCCAAAAAGGAAGCUUGCAAAGCCAAUGUUGGACAGGAGCAACACUAACAAACUGUUUAAUUCAAGACAAAGUUCCUUUUCUGGCCUCUCUCAUCAGCGUGAGCCGGUGGUCACUGAACCCCAAUGAUGAAAACAAGAUUUACUGAAGAUUAGUGAAUGUUUGAGACUUGGUGACCGACAGGUUGGGGAUUUGUUGGAAAUUCAAGAACCUGUCCCUACAUUAAAGAGCAAUAACGUUCAUCAUUGUCACGUGUGUGACAGAAACCAAGCAAACACAUGAUAAGGUUUUUAUUUGUGGGGACAGUUCUGCUGAUUAGUACUUUGAUCACCUUCAUUUCCUGGCUGCUGACAGUGUUUCCUUGGUGUGGAAUGCCUCAUUCACAUUCUGCUUAAGUCCAGUACUGCUCAGUGAAAGUCCGAUUCUUGAAGAUAACUGAGAUCUAAAUCCUACCUUAUCAAUUGGUGUGAUGAAUCUCUUCACACUUGAUACAAAGACUGAAAUCCAAGUUGGCGUAUCUUUAUAUCUGCAGCGUUGACAUGGGCUCGGGGCUUUUUGGAGUGGGAGUGGGGAUUUGGUAUGCGAUAAGAUAUGUAAUGAUUU
Hemiscyllium ocellatum (epaulette shark) is the source of this 1665-nucleotide messenger RNA. RefSeq names its product RAS (RAD and GEM)-like GTP-binding 1 (gene rem1). Gene Ontology annotation, molecular function: GTP binding; calcium channel regulator activity; GTPase activity. Bases 135 to 1061 code for a protein of 308 amino acids. The record is from RefSeq and is a predicted model, not a curated record. The transcript has 5 exons. NCBI's taxonomy places the organism in Eukaryota, Metazoa, Chordata, Chondrichthyes, Orectolobiformes, Hemiscylliidae. Gene Ontology annotation, cellular component: plasma membrane. Gene Ontology annotation, biological process: negative regulation of high voltage-gated calcium channel activity.